This is a messenger RNA of Anoplopoma fimbria (sablefish), 1134 nucleotides long. Its product is annotated as LIM/homeobox protein LMX-1.2-like. Bases 1 to 1134 code for a protein of 377 amino acids. Gene Ontology annotation, biological process: regulation of transcription by RNA polymerase II; neuron differentiation. The transcript has 8 exons. Gene Ontology annotation, molecular function: DNA-binding transcription factor activity, RNA polymerase II-specific; RNA polymerase II transcription regulatory region sequence-specific DNA binding. NCBI's taxonomy places the organism in Eukaryota, Metazoa, Chordata, Actinopteri, Perciformes, Anoplopomatidae. The record is from RefSeq and is a predicted model, not a curated record. Gene Ontology annotation, cellular component: nucleus.
AUGCUGAACGACAUUAAGGUAGAGGACCGUCUGCGGAGCGAUGCGGGCUCUCUGGAUGAGAUGAUCGGCGGUGACUGUCUCCGGCGGGCCGUGUGCGAGGGCUGCACGCGGGUCAUCUCGGACCGCUUCCUGAUGCGGGUCAACGGGGCAUCCUGGCACGAGGACUGCCUGCAGUGCGCCGCGUGCCAGCGGCCGCUCACCGCCACCUGCUACGUCAGAGACACGAGGCUCUACUGCAGGACCGACUACCAGCAGUUGUUUGCCACCAAAUGCAGCGGCUGUCUUGAGAGGAUAGCCCCCACAGAGUUGGUAAUGCGAGCUCUGGAGAGUGUUUACCAUCUCGGCUGCUUCUGCUGCUGCGUCUGUGAUCGCCAGCUGUGCAAAGGAGAUGAGUUUGUUCUGAAAGAGGGUCAGCUGCUUUGCAAGACUGACUAUGAGAGGGAGAGGGACCUGCUCAGGACAGUCAGUCCAGACCACUCGGACUCAGAUAAGAGUGAGGAUGAGGAUCUGGAUGUGAAGUCAGAGAAGUGCCCUGCCGCAGGAAAAGGCAGCAUGGACAGCAAAGACCCUCGUCGGCCGAAACGGCCACGCACUAUUCUCAACACUCAGCAAAGGAGAGCCUUCAAGGCCUCCUUCGAGGUGUCCUCCAAACCCUGCAGAAAGGUGAGAGAGACCCUGGCUGCAGAGACAGGACUCACUGUACGGGUGGUCCAGGUCUGGUUUCAGAACCAGAGAGCAAAGAUGAAGAAGUUAGCCCGCAGACAACAGCAACAGCAGGAGCAGCACAACAGCCAAAGGCUCAGCCAAGAGGUGAUGUCGGGUUCUAUGGAAGGCCUGCUCAGCUCCUACUCAGGACAUCUACCUCAAAACCAGCAGCAACAGUUUGUUUCCAUGGAGCACAGCGGCUACAACACUGACCCCUUCCAGCAGGGCCUCACGCCACCACAGAUGCCGGGUGACCACAUGAACCCCUACGGCACCGACAUCAUCUUCCAUGACAUGGACAGUGACACCUCUCUGACAAGUCUGAGUGACUGCUUCAUGGCCACUCCAGACGUAGGUUCCUUGCAUGCUCAAGCGGGGAACCCAAUAGACCGCCUGUACUCCAUGCAGAGCUCCUACUUUUCCUCUUGA